AUGAACAAAGCUGAACUCGAAACAUACCAGGUUCAACUCUCUCAAGUUGAGCUCGCGCUCCAAGCUGACCCCGAUAACGCCGAACUUGUCUCCCUCCGCAGUGAGCUGAAGGAGCUCAUUGAGCUCACAGAACUUGCCAUUGCCCAAGCAGAACCUGCAUCAUCCUCGCGAGCCGAUUCCACCAAGAAGGCUGGCCCAUCAGCUUCCACACAUGCAUGGGCAGCUGGAAACGACUGUCUCUCCAAGUACUCUGGUGAUGGCAACUGGUACCCCGCCCGGAUAACGUCCGUGGGCGGCUCCACAGACAACCCAGUCUACAGCAUCGUCUUCAGAGGCUACAACACCACCGAGCUUGUCAAGGGCUCGGAAAUCAAGCCAAUGCCACACAAUUACCAAGAUAAGACCCCAGCUGCGUCUAACAAGCGAAAGCUGACCACGGCAGAGGAAGAGGAGAGGGAAAAGAAAAAGAAAAAGAACGAGAAGAAGUUGGAGGUGAGAGCGCAGAAAGCCAAAGAGCAGGUCCAGAAGCAGCAGUCAUGGCAGAAGUUUGCCAAGAAGUCGGAGAAAAAGGGUGUCCACAUCGCUGGCGUUUCUGGGACGAGCAUAUUUAAAACACCUGAAAAUCCGCUGGGACGAGUCGGUGUCACCAAUAGUGGCAGAGGAAUGACGGAAGUGGCAUUGCGGACAAAGCACAAGUUUUCCGCUGAUGAUGAUCAGGCACCUUAGGCGGGGUCGUAGAGUUCAGGCUUUUUGUUCACUGCAUGUAUGCCAGCAGGAGGUCGAUGAUAGUCAGAAAGGGCCACUAUCCAAGUUUUGAGGGCGUCACUACUAAACAGCAUUGCAAUAUACGGGUCCUACGUUCCGCAUAGCAACUCAGCAACACACCACCAACUCCGGACCCAACAUCUGCUGCUGAAACGAAGCUUGUCGUCGAAACCGUUCACAGCUAUGUGAGAAUGAACCCUACGCUCGAGGUGGUAUUUCACACCUUUUCUCGUACGGUUUAGACCGUUCGCUCAACAAUCGCUGUCCUAGUGAAGUUAGCAGGGUACACGGGAGUUUUCUUGUCCAUCCGCGUCGAAGAUACUGGUGCACUCCUCACCAAGAGGUAAGUUGGGGCAUACACGCAUACCUCGCUGGUUGUCCCUCUUUUUUCAUUCUGUCUGGAAAUGUCUUGGUUUAUCUUGUUGUUGAUGUUAACCUAUUUGUCGGUUUCCAAGUCCUAACAGGAUGUGGGUUACACAAACUUGAUCUAUGGCUGAGGUCCUCAGGCCGUAU
This is a messenger RNA of Coniophora puteana RWD-64-598 SS2, 1278 nucleotides long. RefSeq lists its product as uncharacterized. Gene Ontology annotation, biological process: negative regulation of DNA-templated transcription. Gene Ontology annotation, molecular function: DNA-binding transcription factor activity. The record is from RefSeq and is a predicted model, not a curated record. Bases 1 to 726 code for a protein of 241 amino acids. The transcript is spliced from 4 exons. Lineage: Eukaryota; Fungi; Basidiomycota; Agaricomycetes; Boletales; Coniophoraceae.